Messenger RNA from Protopolystoma xenopodis, 567 nucleotides. The record is from the annotation of a GenBank genome assembly. Lineage: Eukaryota; Metazoa; Platyhelminthes; Monogenea; Polystomatidea; Polystomatidae.
GGCGAUUUGGAUGACGAAUCUCAGCACCAUUCCCGUGAAGAGCCUGAUGAUCAGACACAUACAGAUAGUAUGGAUCGCAACCCCCAAAAGCACUUCGGACGAUUUGUCUCUAUCUCUAAAUCUUCAAAGUCUAUUUCUCUGUCCAAUAGAUCAUUGCGGCUUUAUGAUGAUAUUGAUGAGGAUUCGGACAUUGAUGACGUAGAUGGCUUGAGCCAGGAGGACGAAGGAAGAGAAGAGGGAGAAGCCUCAAGUGAUGAAGAGGAAUUGCUCAGUCAUUCAACUAUUUCCAGAAGAGAAAAAAUCUCUAAUCAGUCAAAGAAUCUGGAUGAUAGUGACCACUUUCGUCGUGUUCUUCUAGAGCAAGUUGAGGCUCGGUACCGCAAGAGGCUUACGGAGAAACAAGUCAAACGGCAACAGCACUCUAGAAAAGUUGAUACAUCCUUGUUUGCAUUGCCUCCUCCCAGGUCAAAAUUUGAUUCAAGCCCAGAAAAUACCUCAAACUCACGCCGAGAUCAUUCGCAGCCCUUAAAUGAUCCAGGCGAUAAUAAAGGUAUAUCGUGUUAUUAA